Molecule: messenger RNA, 3313 nt
Organism: Leptopilina heterotoma
Lineage: Eukaryota; Metazoa; Arthropoda; Insecta; Hymenoptera; Figitidae
Product: cell growth regulator with RING finger domain protein 1-like
Exons: 8
Coding region: 941-2071 (376 amino acids)
Biological process (GO): negative regulation of cell growth
Source: RefSeq, a predicted model, not a curated record
CUCAUCAUAACAGUCUUGAAUCACAUGCAAUGCGCGCUGGACGUGUGUCUCUUUUUUCUUAUCGGUGCGCGAUAGAAUAAAUUCAAGGUUCUUUUUUGCGUUUAAAUAUUUUUGUCAAAACUUGUGCAACAAAACGAUAAAGAGUGAGAGGCUCACUUUUAUUUCUGUGUUGUUCCAUAUUAACGAAUUCUCUUUUUUUUCUCUCAUUGCAAUCGAUCGUUAAAUAUAUAUUCAUAUAUAUAUAUAUAUAUAUAUAUAUGACCUGUCAAAAGCCGUGUGUGUGGGACGCGCGAUGCGUCAUAAAAACGUGCGGAACAAUAUAAACGAGACUUGACGCGAGAUAAGAAACAAUAAUUUUUCGUUUUCGAUCAUUACAAGAAAGUUAAUAAUAAGAGUUUCAACCAUGUUCGAUCCUGGGGAGGAACUUUGCUGAGAACAUUAAAGUCAUGAGCCUUGUGUAAUUUUAAAGUGGACCGGUGAAGAGUUCGAUGAAAAAAACGUCCUCUCGCCGGCAAAGAAAUUGAAGAAGAAUAAUUUUUUUUUAUUGUCAUUUCGACUUAUUUUUAAAACGAAGAAACAAUGUUCUUUCGUUCACCAUUGGACAUUAUUAAUAAUAAUCUCAUUUCAUUCAACGUCUCUUCAUUAUCAAUAAUAUCGUUACAAUUAUUUUAAUGAGAAUAUAAUAAUUUUGAUAAUAAACAAUUUUUUAAAACUAUUUUUUUAUACUGAAAAAUUUGGACGUUGAAAAAAAUUGAUGGGAUGCGUCAAUUAAAUGUUUAUUUACAUCAAUGUCAAUUGAAUGAGAGACGAAAUUUAGUGGGACACUUUAUGGAAUUUAAAAUUCCAUUGGAGGAGUCAUCAUUAAGAAAAGAGAGGGGAGUGAUUUUUAAUUUUCAAAGUGUAACAAAACGUGUGUAAUAUUCACCUGAGUGGGAAUAAAAUGACGGCAAUGCUGGUUUCAGUGGCGGAAUUAUCCAACAUUUUCUCCGUACUUGCUGUUCUUAUUUGCUUCUGUGGAAUUGUUCUCUUCAUUAUGAGGAACAUGAUGGUUCUAAGGGUGCACGGAGAUGAUUUAAUGUUUGGAGGAACAGGCGGAGUCAUCACGCACGCACCACGAAUCCCUCAGAUGAAAAUGAUGAAGGUCCACAUCCCUUUCACCUUCAAACUUCACGAGAGCUUUAAAAGCAGUUAUACUGAAGUGGAAUGUGAGGUUUCGAGUCAAGUAGAAUACUCAAUGCAAGCGAUAUGGGGUGUAAGUAUAAGGGAACUUCACCUCGCUCUUUGGAAGCCUUGGAAUACCCUCAGGGACGCAUCCCUGAAUGGAACUCUUCUUCAGGGACACGCUCAGCAUCUCACACCACCUAGAACUAGACAACCGCACGGAGAGGAAACUUUGAGAUUGUCACUUCCAGCUCCAGAAUUGGAAUUGGGAACUCCGCCGCGGCUUUGUUAUCCCCUAGUGAUUUUUCUCACUCGUAAAGAUAACAGGGAUCCUCAUCCCGACGAGACUGUCGCUCUAGUGAAUGUCGUUCAUAUAAAAGACAGUGUCUGCACAUUGCCGACCUCGAUCCUCGCUCAGUAUUUAAAACAGGCUAACGGGCAGUUGUCCUGUCUCAAGCAACUCUAUUUGGCGACUGGAAACUCGACAAAUUACGACGAAGUGGACGUAUCAUCCGGUCUCGGGCCAGCACUUGCUUUAGCUGAGCCAUGCAAUAAUAAUGGGAGUAACAGUAGAGGAGCACUGGUCGCUUCCGGCGCUGGCGAUUCGGAAGGAUCCCUCUGGAAUUCUGCUGGCGAGCAACUUUGUGUCGUUUGCCAAUAUUUUCCACUUUCAAGGGCCCUAUUACCCUGCAGACACACGUGCAUUUGCGCCUCGUGUUUCGGGAAAUUGGACAGGUGUCCCAUGUGUCGCAGUCCAAUUAAAAGCUACUUUUGCAUAAGGGGCGAGGAGUACAUGCCACCCGAGAAGGAGGUGAAUCCCUGCAAGCACAGAAGAACCGCUCACGGCCCUUCGCACUGGCUCCACGAUUGGAACGACAGACUCACGGACUUUCUCGGCUUUGCUCGAUAAAAAAAGAAGAUGAAAAGAAAACUUUCAACUUUUUUUUCGCCAAGCCUUUUAACCGUCCUUAAGCCUAGUUUCAACUUCCCAUUCCCAAUUCACAAAAGCCGUAAGCAAAAGUUAAGGAGGGGGGGGUUAUCAAACGGUUCGUCCUCGAAACUUUUUUCAUAAUUUAUAGAAAAAAAUGUACGUCCACUGCCUUUCAAAGGCAGAAGAAAAAAAAUUAACAAAUUUAACGAAAAAAGGGUAAAAUUAGAAAAAUUUCGUUUUUUUAUCAAAUAAACGGAAGUUGCAAUCAAGGAGAAGGAACAUUUUUUUACUAAUACAUUAAGACGUUCUUUAUUGAAAAAAAAAGAUUUCAUCACUUGACAUCAAUUUCUAUUUUUAAUCUUCACAAAAAAAACAUAUCGUAAAUUUUACGAUCCAGUGAAAAAAAUCUCAUUUCCUUCUCCUUAAGAGAAAUAAAAGUAUGAAUAUAUGAUCAAUAAGGAAGUUUUUAAAGACUAGUUAAAUUUUUUUUCCCACCUUUUUUCGCUUAUGAAAAAAGGACAAAUCUCCCUCCGCCAAGCUUUAUUCUUCCCUUAAUAAUAAAAAGAGAUUAUCGUUGCAUUUACGUUUCUUUGCAAAUUUUUGUAAAAGAAAACAAACGAAAAGAAUUUAAACAAAAAAAAUACGAAAAAGUAUUUUUUUAUCACAAAGUUAAGCAAAGAAAAGAAUAAUAAAAUUUAAGUUGUAAAUACACAGACUGUGAUAAUCCUGAAUAAUUGUCUUUUUAUAAUUGUGGAUUGCACUCUACAAAAGGUGCUUUGGAUCAAAUAUAUAAUAAUAAAUAUAUAUAUAUAUAAACGAAUUUCAGUAUGAAUUUUUUUAAAAUAAUGAUGAUAAUAAUAUAAUCGACAUUUUCCCCCAACUCGAUACGAUUUUAAACUCUCUUUCUCUUUAAAUAUAAAUAAGUAGAUUCUAGUUAAUAGAAAUCGACAUUCGCAAGGCUUAAUGAUUUUUCUUUUUCGAUUCUCGAGAGUUAAGAAAAAAUAAUAAAUAAAUCGAAACCUCAAUUUGUAUAUAGAGUAGAAAAUUAGGGCCUAUCAAGUCAAUGUAUUUUAGUAGAAAGAUAUUUAACUGUGUUUAUUUAUACGUGCGAUAUUCCGAUGACGAACGGACAUUUUUGAGAAAAAUAAAAUAGAAAGCGCGUUGACUCGUCGCAAAAAAAACCUGUACAUAAUUUAUUUAAUAAAGAAUUUCGUUCCUAAA